Molecule: messenger RNA, 1039 nt
Organism: Belonocnema kinseyi
Lineage: Eukaryota; Metazoa; Arthropoda; Insecta; Hymenoptera; Cynipidae
Exons: 3
Coding region: 161-1039 (292 amino acids)
Source: RefSeq, a predicted model, not a curated record
GACAGCUAUUGAACCUGCAUUUUUUAAUGAGAAACGUGAUUUAUAAAAUGACGAAGAGUUCUGGAAAGAUUUCUAUUCAUUGAGAAUUUCAAUACACCUUUGAUUUUGAAAAACUCAUGGCCUCGCAGCUAUUAAAUUGGUUAAUUCACCUCUUAGAGGAAUGCAGCUAAGAUUCAUCAGAUUCUACUUAAUCAUUUCGCUACUGACCAGCAACGAAGCAAAGUUAAAACCCAAAUCCAAGAAUAUUUCAUUUGAAAAUAAAGAAAUGAAUUUCGAAUCAUCUAAAGCUUUUCAAAAUUUACGUUCAUUAAAAAAUAAUUAUCCGAAAUCUCGUCUUGGUAGGACAUCUUAUGUAAAAGCGAUAUUAUCAAAUCCGGAGUUAUCUCCAAAAGAAAAGAUGACUAAAAAAUUAGCAAGAGGAGCAUUGAAUUCUCCUAAGAAGCAGAAAGAAUUUAGAAAAUUGACGCUUAUCAAAUCGAGGAAAAGGAACUCUCAUGAAAUUAUGAAAAAUUCAAAGCGUAAAGAAGACGUUUUUAGGUCCAUUAAAGCUACUAAAGGAUAUUAUAAGCCAGUUUUUAAAGAUCCUAAAAGGAACAAAAGGAAAAGACACAAAUGUGGUUUCGGAUUAGGAUGGUGUUCUGAUUCGGAUUCUUCUAAACAUGAUUCUUUUAAGAAAGUACCCUAUAAAAUUCGAGAGAAAGCAGUUUGCAAAAGAGGAGCGAGAAAUCUAUUUUUAGAGUUAAAUAAGACUAGAAAUCCUGGAAAAGCAGUAAGAGAAAGUAUGUUAGAAAAAGUGAUGAAAACAACAACGAAAAACCCUAACAAGAAAAAUCCUGGUGAUCAGGGUAUGGAGUAUUCUGAAUAUUAUAACGAGGAUGAUGAACUUGAAGAUUUUGACGAUGAGGCUGAGCUUGCUCAAAACGAAUCAGGUGUUUUCUUGAAUGACCUGGAUCAAAAUCGAAGUCAUAAUCAAGUUAAUCAACAAAAUAAGCACAGACAAUCUAAUCAGCGAAAUCAGAUCCAGCAAAAUAUCAAUUAA